Molecule: messenger RNA, 1079 nt
Organism: Thrips palmi
Lineage: Eukaryota; Metazoa; Arthropoda; Insecta; Thysanoptera; Thripidae
Product: anaphase-promoting complex subunit 15
Exons: 3
Coding region: 26-460 (144 amino acids)
Biological process (GO): regulation of mitotic cell cycle spindle assembly checkpoint
Cellular component (GO): anaphase-promoting complex
Source: RefSeq, a predicted model, not a curated record
ACGGCCUCUGUGUUUGUUGUUGUUGAUGUUCGACCGACGCUCGCCGCCGACACCAGCCGCCAGCCGUUUUCCACUCAUCAUUACGUUUCGUGUAUCGUUUGCCAUGUCUAUUCCCCUGUUCCCGAGUCUGACACCCAGAGUAGUCAACGCCGCAUGGUUCAGCGUGGACAGGCCGUGUGACGACGACAAUGAAUUGACUCAACUAGAACAAGAACACCAAACUUGGCUCCAUGGCAUCGCCACCAAGGACAACGAUCUCGUUCCGAUUGGAAAACCAGCCACUGAGCAAGAGGAGGAGGAUGAAGAGGAAGAGGAAGAUGACAAUGAUGAUGACAGCAGUGACAGUCAUGAUGAAGAGGAAGAUGAUGAGCUUGAUAUGGACGACUCGUAUGAUGAGUCUCCCAAUGAUCCUCGCCUGAACAAUGGUAUUGGUGGAGCUUCAUUGCACCCUGUUCGCUGAUAUUUCUAUGACGCUUAUUUCAUUUUUUUAUUUCUACUUUGGUUUACUUUCUUUUUAAAUGUGGUGUUAAACUUAAGUUUGGUUAAGAAUGUAAUUAAAUUAUCAUAUAUUUAAAUUUGAAGAGCUGUUGUCAUUCCAUUUCAAAUUUUAGGAUUGUUCGCUAUAUCAGGAUCUGAGUCAUGACAUAUUUUCUUGAAUUAUUGUUUCCUUUGUGGUAGGAUAAUUCUUUUAACAUGAUAUCUGUUCAUAAUUCUGUUUUUAAUGUUGGAGGUCAGAUAGAGAUUCAGUGGCUUCAUUCAUGUUCCUUUCAUCUUUUUAUUAGGUUUCUACUUACUUGAAAAAUCACUUUCAUUUUUAGACAUGCCAUUCUCCGUCUCCAUUGCAACUCAUGCUCUCAUACAUUUGGAAAUGGCAUCAAAUACUUUAUUUCAGUAAAGCAUUUAUUAGCUCAUCUAUACAAAAUAUACAUGUGAUCUUAACAUAUUAGACUGUGGAACUUUUAGAAUUAACAAAGUUGAGCAGAGAUGUACUGUAGCAUUUCUGUAUACUGGCAGUCAAUCUAAGGGACUAGUAGUCACUUGGUCAAUCAGUUGCAAUAAAAUAUUCAAAAGUAACCAAA